This is a messenger RNA of Phytomonas sp. EM1, 3477 nucleotides long. Lineage: Eukaryota; Euglenozoa; Kinetoplastea; Trypanosomatida; Trypanosomatidae. The record is from the annotation of a GenBank genome assembly.
AUGCUUGACGUCUAUCGUGUUGCUUUGAAAGUCUUUUGGGAUGAUUCAAUCAUCAGUGAAUCGUUCCUGCCAUCAGAAGCGUCAUUGGCAAAGUGUCCCUUUUCACUUUCAGAUUUAAGUGCAAUGCCCGGCAAGAGAAAAAUAGAAGUUCUAAAAGAGUGCGGUAUACACCCUUAUGUUUUCCCAAUUUUUCUCCGAUCCAUACAGCACUUAACUACUCUUAAAAAAGCGGGCAAUUUGGCAAAAGGCAACAUGGUUCAUAGGCAUUUGGAAACGCGACACUGGAAUUCUCUUAGUUACAGCUCUUCACUCAUUGGCUGUCCUAAUGUUGACAGUAAGCCUUAUCAUGAAAGAUUCAGUGACAUAGUUCCACAGAAAACAACGGAAGAUAAACAGGCUGAGACAUCAAACUCAAAUAUUUCUGUCCACUAUAACGGGUUAAUGAAUCAGGGCGCAACUUGUUAUCUGAACUCUCUCCUCCAGUCACUUUUCCACAUUUCUGCCUUUCGGUCAAUCAUUUAUCAGAUGCCUACAAAGGAGGAGUCGAUAGAGCUUAGUCGGACGUAUCCGCAGGGCACAAAAUCAAUUCCGUAUGCGCUUCAACGCCUAUUCUGUAUGCUUCAGACAGCAACUGAAGCAGUAAGUACGACUGAACUUACAGAGUCUUUUGGCUGGAGUGAAGCCGAUAGUUUCAUUCAGCAUGACGUUCAUGAAUUAACACAUGUUUUGCUAGAAAAUCUUGAAAUGAAAUUAGAUUCACAAAGUGCAUCGUGCAAUACGGAUAAAAAUGUAAAGCAAAAUGCCAUUCACGAACUAUUCAAUGGUUUGUUGGAAAACUACAUUGAUGUUGACGAGGUAGAAUAUCACGGAGCACGCGAAGAACCCUUUUAUGAUCUACAACUUGUUGUAAAGAACACCAGGGAUAUAUACGCAAGCUUUGAUCGUUUUUUCCAAGCUGAGGUUCUGGAUGGGAAAAACAAAUACUGCUUGGAACGAGACGGGCAGAAAAGAUAUUAUCGCGCGACGAAAGGUGUUAGGUUAAAGGCGACCCCACUCAUCCUGUUACUGCAUCUGGCACGCUUCGAUUAUGACGUUGUGCAGGGUGAGAUGAAAAUAUUUUCACGUUGGGAUUAUUACAGUACGUUGGAUCUUUCUAAAUAUAUGCCUCAUGUAAAACCUGCUGAUACACAUUAUACAUUGUGUAGUGUAUUGGUUCACUCAGGUUCUAACACAGGAUUUGGUCAUUACUAUUGCUUUUUGCUUUGUUCUGGUGAGUGGUACAAGUUCAAUGAUGGUACCGUAACACCUGCGUCUUUGAAAGAUGUUUUUGGGGAUAAUUUUGGAGGUUAUCACACCAAUUUUUGGGGCUCGGAAGAACCCCAAAUAAGUACAGCAUACAUGCUCGUGUACAUUCGAACAAGUCAAAUGGAUUCCUUAUUACGUCCAAUAGGCCCUGAGGAUGUACCUAAACACGUAAUUGAUCAGCUGCAGCGUGAGAAGCUCGAUCAAGAAAGAAUUAAUAAAGAAAAAAUGGAAGACUAUCUUUGCGCGCACGUUCAGUUUCUUCAGCCAAGGGACUUGAUGGCAAAGGGGGAGUUUUCAUCUUCACGCCGUUCAUCCUUCCAAAAACAGCCAUCGCAUAGAACUUUGCGUGUUCUUUUGGAAGCGGAGGCUCUCCCAGAGUUCAUUUCUUUUGUGGAAAAAAUAUUCAAUAUUCCGGAAAAUGAUCAGCUCCUUUGGUAUGCUACUUUACCAUCUCACGGCAGCAAUCAUGACAUGUAUGUCCAACUGAAGCCACAUAUUAAAGUUAAGGAAAUAUCAAAGGGCUCGAACGAAUGUUACAUUUUAGUAACAUCGCUUACGAGUGAUUCGCUUGUAAUCUCAGAGGACGAAAAUUCCGAAUAUCAGUUAUUUCACCAUAAACUGUAUGAUCCUUUGCAGUUGAAAAUCUUUUUUAUCGGAAGCACCGUUGUCCGACGCAGUACAGAAGAGGAUGCCAAAAUAUCCAUUGAAAAAAUAGGAAAACGGGUUCGCGAAAUGAUUGCAAUACUACCAGACGAUUCAAAAAAGAAGUACAAACAUCAUUUACAGAAGCACCACCAAGCGCAACGCAAUCUGAAAUCUUCAGCUAGCGUUGAAGUCUUCAAAUGUGCGAACUCUGUUACUGAUGGUGUUUGUGAGGACGCUGACGAGGGAGGAGUGAACCCACUUCGCGGGAUGCCCACUGGGAAUUUGACUGUUGUUCGAGAAGUUGAUAAUCAUAGAUACUCUGAAUGCAACAUAUUGCUUUCGGGUGAUGUAUUAGUCUGGCAAUUGGAAAUUUCCGCCAAGGAUAAGGACGAUGCAUUCUAUCCGGAUGUGGAAUCAUUCCAACAUUCUUUCCGACAUUGUAUCCCAGUAGAAAUACGACUCAAUCAAGCACCUUAUUAUCCCACUUUGGUGAGCACCGAAUUAGGAAGCAGCAUGACCUAUGAGCAGCUUCAGCGUUAUGUUGCCCGGAUGAUUGGGGAAUCUGAUAACUAUGAUCAUGUUCGAUUUGUACGACACAACCCAGAAACUGAAUUGCCGUACUUCAUGAAAGCGAAAAAAAAGUCUAGACCGACGCUUUCAAUGCUUUUAACACCAGCUUCACAUUCGAUGGAAUACUUUUCCAGAUAUAUUUAUUACGAGUACUGCAAGUUUCCUGUAACCCAAAUUGAGGCAUCCCACUCUUUGGAAUUUAAACUCUACAAUGAUAAUGUCAAAGCAAUCAGUUCCCAUUGGGUGCUAAUGUCUCGCGAAUCACUCAUCAAGUCUGAGAGUAUUUUUAGAACGUGUGUUAAAGAAAUCCAAAAGGACUAUUCCACGGGUGCAGCUUGCAAAGUCCAAAACAGAGAAGAUGGGACAGAAGCUACUUCGACUGAAGGUUUCUGCAACUUUAUUAUGAAUCUCGACCCCGAGGAAGCGUGGAAGGUGUUGAGACUUGUUGACGUGUGGAAAGGAAGGAUUUACAACGUUCUGGAACGUGAUCACGCUCUUAUUUUGGGUCAUCAGACCUUUGAAGAGAGCUCUGAAUAUCGUAUUGAACGAAUUCCUCAACCAAUCCCUGGUAAACCAUUUGAAGAACAGUUUCUGGUACAGGUCCAUCACUUCACUUUGAAACGCCAGCGAAAGGAUCCGGUGGAAACAUAUGGUGAACCUUUCAGCUUCUACGUACUGAAUAAGGAAUUGCCAAGUGAAUUACUCCGUCGAAUUGCAUACAAACUGGAAAUCAACUUCGCUGCAAUUGUUGAUUGGAAAGUGUGUCUAGUGAAAGAAAAUACUGUGCUUGAAACAUCUGAAUUUCCUAUGGGGAUGCAACUUAUGCAUUUUUGUGCUAAGGAAUGUUAUGAACCAAAUCAAAAAGAACCCGCGAAAGCCGCCUUUGUUGGCUUAGACCACGCGCCAAUAACCAAGCGUAUACCUAAAAGAGAGGAAAAAAUAUUGAUAUUGAAUUAG